Laccaria bicolor S238N-H82 is the source of this 489-nucleotide messenger RNA. RefSeq lists its product as uncharacterized. The record is from RefSeq and is a predicted model, not a curated record. Bases 1 to 489 code for a protein of 162 amino acids. Lineage: Eukaryota; Fungi; Basidiomycota; Agaricomycetes; Agaricales; Hydnangiaceae. The transcript is spliced from 3 exons.
AUGAAGAAACAAGAAGAUCUUGUGAUGGGAGUGACCAGUAGACAUCUCCUUGCUGCCAGAAUUCAUUUUUUAGAUGUCAACCUUGAGGAUGAAAUCAAGGAUGUCAUGGUUUCACAUAAGUUCAUGGUGAUGAGGUUUGGUGGCAGCACGCAAGAGAUCACUCCGAAUAUAUCAAAGGUGAACUUUGACAAACAUGGUUUUGACAACUUCAUGUACUGCAAUUUUUGGACACUCACUCAAUGGCACCAGAGGUUCCAGAGGUGGGUGGCCUUUUUUUCAACCCUGAUCAUUGGAGGUGGUGUUGUUCAUUUCAUUCUUAGCCAACUGCUCAGUAGUGGUUGGACUUUGCAAAAGAAUGUCUUCAUGUCAAAUUAUGGGCUACAUUGGACAUUCACAACACCAACACAUGAUUGCAGGGCAAGGUUGCUGGCAGAAUUUGGAAAUAAGGACAUUACACUGUUGGUCUUGUCAUAUGUUGUGAUUGUAUGA